AUGACAUCUGUGAUAGCAAGGUCAUUGAUCAAACUACGUCUGAAUUGCACAUCGCCACAAUUUUGUUCACACACAGCUAUAAUACAUAUAAAAAGCCUUACCUCCCUCAGAGAUAGAAGGCUAGCUCAUGCGACUGGACAGCCGCCAUUUCGAUAUAACCACAAUCUGCUCAUUUGGUGCAUCUUCAACCUCAUAUUGAGCCCAACUUUCAUGUUUUGCGUGCUACCAGAGAGUACCGAGUUCAGACUGGUGCCAUCUACUUCCCCAGUGCCUGCGUCCAACAGCCCCGCUGCAUCGAGGACCGUGACAGGCCUGUCUUCUUCAGGCCGAUCAUGUCGACUUACUAUGACAUCCGUGUCCAUGAAGUCACCCUCCCGCGGCUCCCGCGUAAAUCGAUUGGUUGGAUCCAGUGGGAACAUCGUAUCAAGGUAA
Messenger RNA from Aspergillus niger, 432 nucleotides. RefSeq lists its product as hypothetical. The transcript has a single exon. The record is from RefSeq and is a predicted model, not a curated record. The coding region runs from base 1 to 432 and encodes 143 amino acids. NCBI's taxonomy places the organism in Eukaryota, Fungi, Ascomycota, Eurotiomycetes, Eurotiales, Aspergillaceae.